UGCCCCCAAGCGAGGGGGCCGCUGCUGGAACCACAGAGAUACUCCAGUUCAGGGCUUUGGGGGCUUUGGCCACGUACCUGUCCCUUGCCUAUGAGAAUAGCAGGUUUUGGGGACCCUCCCUCGGGAGCCCCAGGGGCCAAGGUUGGAUAGGGUGUUAGAGGCUGGGAUGGUGCCUGGCCCCACCACCAGGGGGCAGCGCAGGCCGGGCCGGGAAGAGGCGGUGGUGGCUUGGGCUCAGGCUCCGGCUGAGGAGUCGGGCGCUGCCCUCCGGGGCUAGACGUGCGUCCCUCAGUCCCUCGGCCGACUGGGGGGCGCCCCCUCCUGGCCACCCCACCUCCCGGGCCUCCUUGGACCCAGGUCUGUUGGUGCUUUUUGUCACUGCGGUGGAGCCCUUUGAUGUCUUCUUGAUGAGUGUGGGGUGAAAAAGCAACUCCUGGAAUCCCCCUUCACUUUUCUGAAAAAGUUCCCUGACCAAUCUUCGAAAUAAAGAAAACGGAAUGACUCACAAACAUCCAAGUAGCUGGGAAAUGCAAUUUUUAAAAUGAAAAACAAAAAUCUAAAAGAAACAUCUUUAGUGCCUUAAGCCCCAGAACGUCCCUACGGCAUCCUAAAGAUGAAGACUCAGGGAGCCCUCACUCCAGUGAAGUGAGCGUCUGGUGACCAUGGCCUCGCAGAGCCAGCCACCCCGAGGGUAGGAGCGGAGCAGAGUCCAAAAGGGGCGAGUUUGUGUCUCAGGUUAAAAUAAGGUUCGAGUCACCCUGUGCUGGGUCCAAGGCUCAACUGGGUCAGAUUCUGUCCUGUGGGCACAGCACCCGGGACCCCCAUGCAGUAGGGGGCCUCGAGGCUGUCACACCAGCCUACACAGGCUGAAGAGCGUUGGCGUGUCUUCAGGUCAAUCAGAGUUCUUUCUUUUUCCUUUUCUUUUCUUUCUUUCUUUUUUUUUUUUUAGACAGGGUCUAGGUCUGUCGCCCAGGCUGGAAGUACAAGGGCAUGAUCAGGGCUCGAUGCAGCCUCGACCUCCUGGGCUCAAGCGAUUCUCCCACCCUGGCCUCCCAAAGUGUUGGGAUUACAGGCGUGAGCCCCUGCACCCAGCCUCAGGUCAUUCUGAAAUUGGUAGUGUGGGUGGGGCACACGGUGGUCCCGGUGUCCCCUGCACACCCAGGCAGGAAACCUCGGAAGAGAUCCUGGGGCUGGAGUCCCUGAGGAUUUUCAUCUUUUCCUGGCAACUUGUCUGUUUCCAUUUUCCCUACUGGGAUUUAGUGCUGGUCCUCACGCUGCCGUCCCCCUCGGUGUGUGGGGGUCUGUGUCCGCGUCUGCACCUCCAGCCCCGCCCAGCCCCGUGCUGUCCUCAGACACCCUGGCAGGUCCCGGCCUCAGGGAUUCUGCCCUGCUGAUCCCACUGCCUGGAAUGCUGAUCCGAGGCCUGUUGUUUUCGCCCACAGCCUCUUCCUGGGUUGGCCUUUGGGGGCCACACCUGAGCCCUGUUCUGCUGGUGGUCCAUUGGCCUCCUCGAGGUCAGCUCUAGGUGGGAGGGUCCCCAGUCUGCACUGCCUCCUGCUCUUGCCACAGUGUCUGGCAUAAAGACACCCGGUCCUGCUUACCCAGAGGGGCUCAGCUGCACUCACCCGGCUGGGAGGGCUGGGUAUGGGGAACAUGGCCCAGCCCCCGAGGCUCCUGUUGCUGGUCCUCCUCCUGGCACUGGCCCGAGGCCUGCCUGAGGCCCUGGCCAUCCAAGAGAUGCAGCAGGCUCCCUGCUUCACGAUUGCCCCCGUGAAAGGCUCUGUCAACAUCACCUGCUCCACCAGUGGGACCCUGAGUGGGAUCUACCUGAAGCAACUCUGGCCACAGCCCAUAGACAUCAUUUACUACGAGGAUGAGUUGAUGCCCACAGUGAACACACUGUUCCGGGACCGUGUCAGCUUCUCGGGGUCACAGGACAAACUGACCAUCACCAUGCACCGCCUGCAGCCAGCAGACACUGGCACCUACACCUGCGAGGGCGUCACAGAGACUGAUGUCUUCCGCCCCCGCCAUGGCACCUUGGUCCUGGUGACAGAAGAACUGUCCCAAGGAGCACAUAGAUGCCCAGAGUUCCCGCCGACAGCCUCUGCCCUCUCUGCAGCCCUGAUGGUGGUCUCCUUCCUCCUCGGGCUGGGCCUGGGGGUGGCGUGUGUGCUGGUGAGGAUCCAGAUGAAGAAAGUGUGCUCAUCUCGGGAUAAGGACUCAGCAGCAUGUGUGGUGUAUGAGGAUAUGUCCCACAGCCGCUGCAACACGCUGUCCUCCCCCAAUCCAUACCAGUGACCCAGUGCGCCUGCCAUGCCCUGCCGGGGUCCCCCCACUACCUCCCCUGCCCCCACCAUGGCCCUCAUCCUGCCGCGACCCUCACCCUGCCGUGCCCCUCACCCUGCCGCGCCUCCUGCCCCACGGUCCAUCCCCCUUGCACCACCACCAACUUCUGCCCCAACAACCCCCCUGCCCUGCGGUCCUCCCACUGACCCCCACCCCAGUGUCCCUGCCCCUCUGCACCCUCGGCCCACCGCAUCCCCCACCCCGAUGUCCUCCCACUGCCGCAGCAGAGUUUGGAGGGCCCAGCCCCACCCAGCUCCAACACAGAGGCAGUGGCCAGGCCCCACGGUGCUUCUUAGUGGACAAUGACACCUCCUCCAGGAAGCCUUCCCUGCCCAGCCCACACCGCCACAGGGAGAAAACCUGACUGUCCUUUGGCUGUGUCUCCAAACCAUGGCCAAGGAGGACUUCUCUGUGGGAUGGGCCUGGGCACAAGACCCUGUCCCUUCAGUGCCAGCCCACUCACCAGCAGGCCCCCAAACCCCAGCAGCCAGGCAGAGAAGAGGAGGCCAGUCCCCCACCCAGCCUUACCAGAAAUAAAGGCUUCUAUGCUUCUU
Molecule: messenger RNA, 2903 nt
Organism: Callithrix jacchus (white-tufted-ear marmoset)
Lineage: Eukaryota; Metazoa; Chordata; Mammalia; Primates; Cebidae
Source: RefSeq, a predicted model, not a curated record